GUGUAAGACUCCCGCCCUGUCUGCUUGCGUGCCCAUCUGAUCCACAUGUGCGAGCACGAGUAUAUAUAUUCAUACGCGUAUUUGGAGAUCGCAGUGGACAUUGCCAUUGGGGGCUCACUGAGAGGGGCACUGAACUGAUAAAGAGGAGGAGACGGGUGCUGGUGCCACCAGGUGGGCCGUUGCAGGACAGAAGAGAAGAGAAGCGGGUAGUAAGUGAAAGAAGGACCUUGUAGGUAGCUUCGUUAGGUAAAGCAAAAAUGGAGAGGGAGAAGGAAACGAAGCUAUCGAAAUUUAGGAGGAUCUGUGUGUUCUGUGGUAGCAGCCAGGGGAAGAAGAAGAGCUACCAGGAUGCAGCUAUUGAGCUUGGAAAAGAACUGGUGUUGAGGAACAUAGAUCUCGUUUAUGGAGGAGGAAGUGUUGGGCUGAUGGGUCUGGUGUCGCAGGCAGUGUACGAUGGUGGCCGCCAUGUCGUUGGAGUCAUUCCCAAGACGCUCAUGCCCCGAGAGAUAACAGGGGAGACUGUGGGAGAGGUGAAGGCAGUCGCAGACAUGCAUCAAAGGAAGGCAGAGAUGGCACGAAGAUCGGAUGCCUUUAUCGCCCUACCAGGGGGAUACGGGACACUGGAGGAGCUGCUGGAAGUCAUAACGUGGGCGCAACUAGGGAUUCAUGACAAGCCGGUUGGGCUACUGAACGUUGACGGAUAUUACAACUCCCUUCUCUCUUUCAUCGACAAGGCUGUGGAGGAAGGAUUCAUUAGCCCCAGUGCCCGGCAUAUUAUUGUCUCCGCGCCAAACGCCAAGGAGUUGGUGAGGAAACUGGAAGAGUACGUGCCUCGCCACGAGAGAGUGGCGUCGAAGCUCAGCUGGGAGAUGGAGCAGCUCGGCUACUCCUCCAAAUGCGAGAUGUCAAGGUAGCCCCACGGAGAAGAUGAUCAUGGUGAAAGAAAGAACGGAAAACGCAUUGGGGAGCGGGAAAAAACAAAAGGAGGAUGGUCGAGAAGCUUCCAUUUGGGGAGCUGCAUUUUUUUUCUCUCUUUUUUAUCUUUUGUAAAAAUGCAAAGCAACGGAAUGGCUGGGCAUGAAUAUAUCUUAUAUAACAUACACAAGAAAUCCCUCCUCGUGAUU
Nymphaea colorata (pocket water lily) is the source of this 1124-nucleotide messenger RNA. Its product is annotated as cytokinin riboside 5'-monophosphate phosphoribohydrolase LOG1. Lineage: Eukaryota; Viridiplantae; Streptophyta; Magnoliopsida; Nymphaeales; Nymphaeaceae. The transcript is spliced from 7 exons. Gene Ontology annotation, biological process: cytokinin biosynthetic process. The record is from RefSeq and is a predicted model, not a curated record. Gene Ontology annotation, cellular component: nucleus; cytosol. Gene Ontology annotation, molecular function: hydrolase activity, hydrolyzing N-glycosyl compounds. The coding region runs from base 258 to 914 and encodes 218 amino acids.